UGGUAAUCAGUGCAAUCUCCAUUUUACUAUAACUCAGGGAUUCCCUUUGCUUAAAAAACCAUGGAGGCUCAAUCUGCUGUUACAGACAAGAAAAAAAUGUUAGCAAACUAUGUGCCAAUCUAUGUAAUGCUCCCGUUGGGAAUCGUUUCAAAUGACAAUGUUCUUUUAGGCAAGGAAGGCCUGAAAAAGCAGCUCUUGAGGCUGAAAGAGGCAGGUAUUGAUGGGGUGAUGUCAGAUGUUUGGUGGGGAAUUGUAGAAUCCCAGGGUCCCCAGCAGUAUGAUUGGAGUGCUUACAGGAGCUUGGUCGAACUAGUUAAAGAAUGUGGAUUGAAACUGCAAGCGAUAAUGUCAUUCCAUCAAUGUGGUGGCAAUGUGGGAGAUGAAGUCUAUAUCCCGAUUCCGCAGUGGGUUCUUGACAUUGGAGAAACAGACCCUGAUAUCUUCUACACCAACAGGGCUGGUAACCGAAACAAGGAGUACCUCACCCUUGGAGUGGAUCACCAGGCUAUUUUCAAUGGAAGAACUGCUAUCCAGAUUUAUAGCGACUACAUGAAGAGCUUCAGGGAGGCAAUGCAAGAUCUUAUUGAAGCUGGAGUGAUUAUAGAUAUUGAAGUAGGGCUUGGUGCUGCAGGGGAGCUUAGAUACCCCUCUUAUCCACAAAGCCAAGGAUGGGUUUUCCCAGGCAUCGGAGAAUUUCAGUGCUACGACAAGUACCUCAAAGCAGCUUUCAAAGAGGCAGCCACAAAAGCAGGCCAUCCUGAAUGGGAAUUGCCAGAUAAUGCAGGGGAAUACAAUGACACACCUGAAUCAACAGAGUUUUUUGGACCAAAUGGGACAUACCUUUCUGUGAAAGGGAAGUUUUUCUUGACAUGGUAUUCCAACAUGUUACUAAUUCAUGGGGAUGAUAUCCUUGAUGAAGCUAACAAAGCUUUCUUAGGCUGUAAGCUGAAGUUAGCAGCAAAAGUUUCUGGAAUUCACUGGUGGUACAAAUCUGAUAACCAUGCCGCAGAGCUGACUGCUGGAUAUUACAAUCUGACUGAUAGAGAUGGGUAUCGGCCCAUUGCGAGGAUGCUUUCAAGGCACGAUCGUGCUAUUCUGAAUUUCACAUGUCUCGAGAUGAGGGACUCAGAGCAAGAUGCAGAUGCCAAAAGUGCACCUCAGGAACUUGUUCAACAGGUUUUGAGUGGAGGAUGGAGAGAGGACAUUGAAGUUGCAGGUGAGAAUGCCUUAUCAAGGUACGACAGCGAUGCUUACAAUCAAAUGCUGCUAAAUGCCAGACCCAAUGGUGUGACUGAAGAGGGACGGCCAAAGAUGCAUACGGUGACAUAUCUCCGUUCAUCCGAUGAUUUGUUUGAAGAAGAGAAUUUCGAGCUAUUCAAGAAAUUUGUGAAGAAAAUGCAUGCUGACCAAGAGUACUGUUCAGACCCGAAAAUGUAUGGUCAGGAAUUAGUUCCACUGCAACGUUCGAAGCCAAAGAUUCCGAUUGAUGAUCUCCUUGAUGCAAUAACGCCAUUGGAGCCCUUCCCUUGGGAUGAAGAAACAGACAUGAAAGUUGAUGGCUGA
Molecule: messenger RNA, 1563 nt
Organism: Theobroma umbraticum
Lineage: Eukaryota; Viridiplantae; Streptophyta; Magnoliopsida; Malvales; Malvaceae
Product: beta-amylase-like
Biological process (GO): polysaccharide catabolic process
Molecular function (GO): beta-amylase activity
Source: RefSeq, a predicted model, not a curated record